Molecule: messenger RNA, 756 nt
Organism: Drosophila willistoni
Lineage: Eukaryota; Metazoa; Arthropoda; Insecta; Diptera; Drosophilidae
Exons: 3
Coding region: 77-541 (154 amino acids)
Source: RefSeq, a predicted model, not a curated record
UUGGCCGUUGCUAGGGUAACUUAUUUAUAUUAUUUCAUUUUACUUAAAUUCAUUUUUAGCAAACAUUAAUUUCAUCAUGGACUUGAUCAAAGAGAUAAAUGAAAAAUACUCAGCACUAGAAGAAGAAAUUGACAACAAAUUGGAAAGAGUACAGACUGAAGAGCAAAAAUUGGAAAAUGAAAAGGAAAAACUGGCAGAUAAAGCCAAGAUAAAUAUGCCAGCAACAAAAGUAUUAUCCUACGAAGAGGCUCUAUUACGGAAUACAAAUACUCUAAAGUCUCUGGAAAUAGCCAAGGCUCGCUUGAGAUCUCGCACCACUUACUCGCCAGUGGAAAAGCUGCUUCAACAGGCAAUGGAUAACUACAAAAAGGAACUUGAGGGUAUUCAGAAAAAGCAUGAAGGAAAACCAGAUAAACUGCCAGCAAACUUGGACGUGGACGACGAAGACGAUAAUCUCUAUGAAUUGGUCAUGCAAAAUGUCAUUGAGAAGCAGCAUCAGCAACAGCAUAAUCAUCAUCAUCAUCAACAACAGCCGACUUGACACUUUGUUUAACUGACAGAGUUUUUUUUGUGGCUGUCUAUCGACCUAUCUGUCUUUGUGUGUUUUAUAUGGAAUAGCUUCACUUUUUGUUUGUUUCCGAGGUGCAAGCUGAAUAAAUAAAAAGUUUCUUUCCGAAAAAUGUCAACAGAAAUUGAAAAGAAUAAAUGACGAAAAAGACACAAUUUACACAGGGGUGGCUUUUGAGUUGGGGGGGA